AUGAGCGAGGCGGGCAGGAGGGCAGCAGUUCAUCGGGCGCGCGCCUCCGUUGCCCAGUGGCCCCGCCCCCUUCCUUGCCCUGGAAGGAUCCCGGGAGCCGGCGGGAGGGGCGGGGAGCCGUCGGUGCGCGCGCGCGCGGGCAGCAAGAGCUCCAGCGAGACCUGGAAGGUCCGCGUUGGCCGAAGGGGAAGCAGAGGGGCGGGAGUAGAAGGAGGAGGAAGACUGGGGGAGGAGGGGCUCCCUACGCCUCACCGCCCCGCGGACUGGGCGGGUCGCGGUGACGUAGGCAGGCGCCUGGGCUGUGCACUGGUUGUGGCGGCGGCAGCGACAGCGACAGCAGCCUUGGAGGAGGUGGCGGCGGCGGUGGAGCAGCAGCAGCGGUGGGCGCAGCCGCCGAAGCAGCAGCAGCAGCAGCAGCAGCGGCGGCGGGCGCAGCCGCCGGAGCUGGAGGGACCGCGGCGCCCUCUGCGCUCGGCCGGCCAGCGUUCGGCGUCUCGCCCCUGCGGAGCUCGCUGCCUCUCGCGUCUCGGCCCGGGCGGAGCCUGCGGCCGGGCGAAGCGCCCCCAAGGGAGGGAGGUGGGGCUGGAAGAUAUGGUUUUAGACAUCAUGAGCGUGUGACUUCAAGAAUGGACAACUGGGAAUCUAUUAAUUCUGAUUA
This is a messenger RNA of Phascolarctos cinereus (koala), 658 nucleotides long. RefSeq lists its product as uncharacterized. Lineage: Eukaryota; Metazoa; Chordata; Mammalia; Diprotodontia; Phascolarctidae. The record is from RefSeq and is a predicted model, not a curated record.